CUCUGCUCUGCGAGGUAUAGGAGUUGACAGGACAAGUGUGGCUCUUCGUCAAAAUUCCGUGCUGCUGCUCUCCUCCGGAAGGCAGUGAGCGUGGGCUCCUGCAGCUGCUUUCGUGGAGCUGUCGACGCCUGUCACCUGCCACUCCUGGGCUCCCUGGCUGGACCUGGCUGGACUGACUCCCUGGCUGCGAUCCCAGCAGAGCGAUGUCUCCAGACCCUUUCUGUCUCCGAGGCGGGAGCAGUGAACUUUGUUCCAGUUUUUCCUGGACCUCUCCCAAACAGAGCCAGAAGUUAUCGUUUUGAAUUGCUUGCAGCUUUCCCUCUAAACUUUGAAACCAUUCAUGGAAGCUGAUGGCAAUGCCCUCGUUCCUUUGCGUCAGAAGACAAAAAAGAAAAGUCAAGGGUUCUUCACAAUGAGCCGACGGAGGAUAUCUUGUAAGGAGCUGGGGCAAGCCGAUUGCCAAGGAUGGCUCUACAAAAAGAAGGAAAAAGGAGCUUUCAUUGGCAACAAAUGGAAAAAGUUCUGGUGCGUGCUGAAGGAGUCAUCGCUGUAUUGGUACAGCAGUCAGCUGGCUGAAAAAGCAGAAGGAUUUAUCAGACUUCCAGACUUCAGUGUGGACCGAGCAACAGAAUGCAAAAAAAGCAGUAAUGCUAUUAAGAUCAGCCACCCACAGAUCAAGACAUUUUAUUUUGCGGCAGAAAAUGUUCUGGAAAUGAACACGUGGCUAAGCAAGCUGGGGAUGGCUGUAGACCCUCAGGCACCCAAUGGGAAGAUGAAGAAGGUAUAAUGCUAUAGUGAAAGUGAACACGAUGAUCCAGAAAUAACAGACACGCCACCUCCCCCCUACAUGGCCCAGUCACAACCUCCUCAGUUGGAUCAACAGAAGUCCUCUUUGACCUCGACUCUGUCAAGUGAAGCAUCUGCUCUCUCUCAUCUCCUGAAAUUUAUUUCUGAGAGGCAGUCCUGGCUUGACCUUGUUAACAGCUCAGCUGUGGAAGAGGGUGAUCAGCCUUUAACCUUCUGUGUGCAGAUUCACUCUGAUGAGCAAACCAGAAGUAGACUGUGGAGAAGCAGAAGUAAGCCAGAUCUGGCCCAGUAUGUGCCAGAUGCAACAGGACAGAAAUCGCCAGCCAAAGAUCAGGAAAAAUGUGAUGAUGAUGAGAUGGAGCGACUUUACAAGUCAUUAGAACAAGCAAGCCUGUCUCCCAUCGGUGAUCGUCGGCUUUCAACCAAGAAGGAGCUUAGAAAGUCAUUUAUCAAACGGAGCAAAAACCCCUCCAUUAAUGAGAAACUCCACAAAAUUCGAAUGCUAAACAGCACAUUAAAGUGUAAAGAACAUGACCUGGCCACAAUUAACCAGUUGCUAGAGGACCCAAAGUUGACGGCAAUGAAGUACAGAGAAUGGAGGAACACAAACAUCAUGCUGGUCCAAGAUAUCUAUCAGCAACAGGAGGUCCAGGAUGUGUCCACAGAGAAUAGUGAGGAACAAGAGACAACACCAUUGGCUAUCACUGAAAGUGCUAUCUGAGGCUGUGUAUCGACAGUUCACUGCAAGAUUUUUCCCCCACAGGUCUUCAUGUAAAGACACUUUAAACCGUUGCAUUCUGAUUUUUUUUUUCCCCCGAGUGUUCUUCAUAAGGAAAACAGCCCCUUCUCCAAAGCUUUAAUUCCUUUUGCAAAACUUAUUUCAUGUCAAAAGAACAAAUCCUUCAAAUUAAAACAGCAUGCUGGAAUCUGGGCUGCAUAUCUAAGAAGAAUAUUUUAUGAAGCAGUGAAGAAAUGUUUUUCCAUAUUGGGAGAAGUAAAUUGUAUAUGUGCAACUUCUGGAAGUCACAGUGCUAUAUAAUAUGAACUGUAUAAAUGUCAGAUACUUGGGGUUGUUUUAAUCAUGUAACUUGCUCAUAAAGGAAGCUACAACAAUUCCAAAAGGAUGUAGUUUACUCUCUACUUUUUGACCAUGCAAGGUAACCUGAUAUAUAUAUUUUCAUUUCUACAUUCGUUCACUUUGACUGCUCUACCAGUUGGAAUUGAGACAAAUCGAGUAGCAAUUAUGUAUGAAUUUAUACUACAGACUACUUUCAGGCACCCAGUUUGUGUCAUACCUGAUGUUUUAUGAAUUAGACAUUUAUUUACAGUCCAGACCAAGGUACUGUCAUUCUAUAUCAAGAACAGAAGGUCGCUCAAUAUGUUUGGUAAAAUGUAAAUUGCUCUUCAGUGAGGCAAACAACCUCUCAACAAGUUUCAAACUUUUCUGAUGGACUUAACAGAACUUCCUGGAAGGCUAUUUUCUUUCAUAUUUUUGAACAAUCAUGAAUAUAUAAGGUACAAUUUCACCCCAAACUCCUAGAUAGCAAGGUGAUCAAGUUUGCAAGGAAGAAGCUAAAUACUUAAAUUUCUGAUGUGGAACUGAAAGUGUAAGGCAUAGCUGCAAAUAUUUUUGUAAAUAUAUGUCAUUUUAUGGCUUAUAUGAAUGUGACUAUGUACUGUAUAUAUGUUUUAUUUAUAUAUUUAUAUAUGCUGAAUUUGCUAAUGUAGAUAGAAGCACAUGGACCAGACCCACUUAUGUGAGUGUACUUACACAGUGACUUGAAAUGCUUCUCUGUUCUUUUUUCCAUUAUGAAUCACAGUAAUGGAUCUUGAAUGAAGAGUACCCUGGGACUUCUGCUGUAACUUCUUCUGUCUUUCAACCUAACUUUGAGAUUUUGAUGAAGAAAAUCUGUGUAAUUUAGGGCAGGAAUAUAAGUUUGCUAUAAAAUUUUGGAAUUUCUCUUUGGACAAACAAAAAUGAAUAUGUUAAGAGAUUUUGCUACAGGAUCAUUACAUUUUAGCAUCACUGUUCUCGGUACAGUUUUUUUUUUCUCCCAUCUUCAGCAUGUGUGCAAGUAUGAGGAACUUUGCAGAGUGCCAAUUUCUGAAAAGCAAGAAUUAAUCCACCAUUCUCCAAUUAAUGCCACUACAAGAACUGGGGGAAUUUGCACUUCUGUUGGCUAUUUUGUGAAGAUAUUGUCAUUGGUAUUCAACAGAUUUUAUCUUUUAAAGUAAAAUACACUAUACAGAUGCA
Messenger RNA from Cygnus olor (mute swan), 3061 nucleotides. RefSeq names its product interaction protein for cytohesin exchange factors 1 (gene IPCEF1). Lineage: Eukaryota; Metazoa; Chordata; Aves; Anseriformes; Anatidae. The record is from RefSeq and is a predicted model, not a curated record. The transcript has 14 exons.